UACUGCCCCCCAAACCAAGAGAUGAUCCUCCGACACAUUAUCGCCUGUUUUACUGGCGGUGUGAAGGGCUGCAGACGCCGAGCAGUGCUGGGAGCGGUUGCUCAGGCCCGGUCCAUCAGCGGCUUACGCUUGUUUUCCACGCCGGCUUGUAGCGGAGUCACGGCUAUGGACGAGAUUCUGACCAGGGUUAUAGCUCCUUUACCCACAUACGAGACGAGGGACAAAUCUCCGCCUCCCCCCGAGUCCAGCAGCGUGGAGUUCAUGCACUUCUACAGGAGCCUUGACAAGGGUCAGAAGACUGAGUUUUUGGGGAAGCUGUCGCGGGAUUUUGGCGUAGAUCAUAACAGCGUUUCGGAGUUCGCUUUGAAAGUCCUGGAUACCCAGCUGCGGGACCUAGCGACCAUUUUGCAAGCGGAGGAUCGUUUGCGAUACAGUUUGACCCCCCGUUAUAAACAGUUGCUGAAUCAUAUCAGCAGGGUCGAGGGGGGAGUCAAGUUUCUGGUGGACCUCCGAGCUGACGUGCUUGAAAUAAUCUCGUUUAAAACCAAGGAAAGUCCACAUAUCAGGGACCUAAAUGGCACCCUGAAGAGCUUGCUGUCUGAGUGGUUCUCUGUGGGUCUGCUCCAGCUGGAGAGAAUUACCUGGCGGUCCCCUUGUGAGAUCCUGCAAAAGAUCAGCCAGUAUGAGGCAGUGCAUCCUGUGAGGAACUGGACUGACAUUAAGCGGCGGGUUGGGCCCUACCGCCGUUGCUAUGCCUUCACCCAUGCUGCCAUGCCAGGAGAACCUUUGGUAGUGCUUCAUGUGGCCCUCACAGAGGAGAUCUCUGAUAACAUACAGAGCAUCGUCCGUGAGUUUGCCACACUUGACUCUGAGGAGGAUGUGAAUAAGAUAAAUGCAGCCAUCUUCUACUCCAUCUCCUCCACCCAGGCUGGCCUACAAGGGGUGGAGCUGGGAAACUAUCUCAUCAAGAGGGUGGUACGAGAACUACAGAGUGAGUUCCCUCACAUGGGCCAGUUCUCCAGUCUGUCUCCCAUCCCAGGCUUCUCCUCAUGGCUCCAAAGCAUGCUCAGCCAGUAUAGGAAAGAGGGCCGGGGCUCUGAACUCCUCUGUGAGCAGGAAUGGAGGGAAGUGGAGAAGGCGACCGAUUCGGCCCCGGGAGCCCCUGCCCUGGAUGCCCUACGAAAGCUGAUCAGUACCAGCGAAUGGGUACGCUCUGAGCGGUUGGCACAUGGAUUAGAGCCCGUUCUAAUGCGUCUCUGCGCCUGGUACCUUUAUGGGGAGAAGAGGCGAGGCUAUGCCCUCAACCCAGUGGCCAACUUCCACCUGCAGAACGGGGCCACCAUGUGGCGGCUAAACUGGCACGCUGACAUGAGCCCCAGAGGCUUGGCAAACUCCUGCGGCAUCAUGGUUAACUAUCGUUACUUCCUGAAUAAGACGCCUAAAAACAGUGCUCUCUACCUGCAGAAUAAGCUUAUCACAACCUCUGAGCAGGUGCUGGGACUGGUGUCACAAUUCCAAAGAAACAGCAAAUUAUAGCAGACAAUUGGAUGCACUGAGACAAGGAUGGACGGACAGACACACAUGCAUGUGUAAAAUUAUGUAUGGACUAACACUCAUAAAGACAUCCAUGUUUGAAUGUUCUGCAGGUUAGAUGAGUUGGGAUCAGUGAAACAUGUUGGACUGAUUUACGUUCAUACAUUCAAUUUGUGCACACACAACAUAUUUAUUUAAUUUGUUAGAAAUAAUAUCUUCAUAUCUGACGUCAUAGAACAUAACAGAACACUCACCAGCUAUUGUCCUUGUAGUGAAAUGAGAAAAUGUUUGUUAUGAUGUGAUGACUGCUGUAUGUAGUGCAUGCAUCAGGCUCGUUUGCCUCAUUGCAUUUCUGGCUUUGGCUGUUUGGUAUUGUCCAUGUGCCUCCUAGGCUGAGAAACCAUAGCUAAUGAAGCACAAGGCAUCUAUCAAUGCCUUACCAUGUUCCUGCCUGACAUUGUGUGUGAUGGUGAAACACGAGCGCUGAACAAGGGAAGUUAUUGGAAUAAAUUAUGUUUUGA
Molecule: messenger RNA, 2054 nt
Organism: Lampris incognitus (smalleye Pacific opah)
Lineage: Eukaryota; Metazoa; Chordata; Actinopteri; Lampriformes; Lampridae
Gene: mlycd
Product: malonyl-CoA decarboxylase
Exons: 5
Coding region: 22-1536 (504 amino acids)
Biological process (GO): positive regulation of fatty acid oxidation; fatty acid biosynthetic process; malonyl-CoA catabolic process
Cellular component (GO): peroxisomal matrix; mitochondrial matrix
Molecular function (GO): malonyl-CoA decarboxylase activity
Source: RefSeq, a predicted model, not a curated record